AUGGAUGGCCUGCACGCGAUCAGCAAACAGUUGAGCGUAGUGGCAGACAACCAAGGAGUGGUGUACGCCGACGCACAGGGUCACCUCAUGACAUCACCGGUGGUGGAGUUGCCUCUGCCUGUGUACGAUAGCAUCACGUGGGUGUUUGAGGCGUGCUUGCGGAAGAAUGGGCAUGCGAAGGGACGUAACUUGGCCUAUAGGCAGCUG
This is a messenger RNA of Sphaeroforma arctica JP610, 207 nucleotides long. RefSeq lists its product as hypothetical. The record is from RefSeq and is a predicted model, not a curated record. The transcript has a single exon. Lineage: Eukaryota; Ichthyosporea; Ichthyophonida. The annotation marks the transcript as partial.